Trematosphaeria pertusa is the source of this 624-nucleotide messenger RNA. RefSeq lists its product as uncharacterized. The record is from RefSeq and is a predicted model, not a curated record. NCBI's taxonomy places the organism in Eukaryota, Fungi, Ascomycota, Dothideomycetes, Pleosporales, Trematosphaeriaceae. The transcript has 2 exons. Bases 25 to 624 code for a protein of 199 amino acids.
CUCCCACAACGAACCUGUGCUAACAUGGCCCCCAAGCGCGCCGCCCCAAUCGCAGCUUCGGAAGCUGCGUUCGCCCUCGAGUUGCGCGACCCCUUCGAGACGCUCUCGCUGCUGCGCGGCGCGCUGCCUCUUCCGCCCCGAAACGCAUCGUCCGGCAGCGCCAAUGGCGCAGGCCCCAUGCCCGCAGCCCCUCAGCCCGCUCAACCAAUCGCCCGCCGCACCACCGAGGAGGGCUACCUCCUACCCGCCUCGCCUUCGCCGCCGAAGAAAACUCCGCGAACCCGCGCCCCCGUCCAGUUCUCGCUCGAUCCGGGCCCGCCGAGCGCCGUAGGCACGCCGGCGUACUACAAAUCGUGGGCGUAUCGGAAGAGGCAGCGGGAGAAGAAGCAGCAACAAGCUCAGGAGGGUCAAGAGGAAGAGGAAAAGCCAUCCCUCGUCCUAACCUUCGGCAAGGGCAAAGUGCGACGCGCAAGCGAGGUCGACGAGCGGGCGGAGAAGAAGAAGUCGCUGGUUCUGGUCUUUGGGAAGGGGAGGGGGAAUGUGAGACCGGCCAGCCGGAAGCGCAAGGUUGAUGAGAGGACGAGGAAGUUUAAUCGGCGUGUGCAGUUCUUGAGGGGGGAGUGA